AUGGACACGCAGAGCAGUGACACAAUUAGCACUGAAGCUGCUGAGACUGGGUGCUCUGACACUGAGGAGUCCGUGUUGGUCCAGGACGUGUUAAUAGGAAGGAGCCAAAAGUGGAGAGAGUACACAGAAAAUGAAGAGAAAAGAGAAUUUCUAAAUUUUGGCCCCUGUUUUCAGUUUAGGGACACAGAGAAGACAUACCACUGCCUCGAACCUAUAGCCAUUGGUAUAGUAAUGAAAAGCAAUGUGUCUGAAUUCAUUCUGUUUGGGUUGACACAGGAUCCCAGAAAACAGAAGGCAAUAUUUGGAAUCUUUUUGAUAUUUUACAUUAUGACUUUGUUGGGGAACUUUCUCAUUGUGGUGACCAUCAAGACAAGCAGGACCCUUGAGAGUCCCAUGUACUUUUUCCUCUUCUACCUGUCCUUUGCUGAUGCAUGCUUCUCUACAACCACAGCACCCAGGUUGAUUGUAGAUUCCCUCUCCCAGAAGAAGAUCAUUUCCUACAAUGAGUGCAUGACACAAGUCUUUGCAGCCCACUUCUUUGGAUGCAUGGAGAUCUUUGUACUCAUCUUAAUGGCCUUUGAUCGCUAUGUGGCCAUCUGUAAACCUCUGAGAUACACCACCAUCAUGGCUCAGCGUGUGUGUGCUGUGUUAGUGAUUGUGGCCUGGGUAGGGUCUUGUAUCCAUUCUUCAGCACAGAUUUUCCUGGCUUUAAGAUUGCCCUUUUGUGGCCCAAAUGUGAUUGACCACUAUUUCUGUGAUUUGCAGCCAUUGUUGAAACUUGCCUGCAUGGACACCUAUGUGAUAAAUUUGCUAGUUGUGUCUAACAGUGGCGCCAUAUGCAUGGUGAGUUUCAUACUUUUGCUCAUCUCCUACAUUGUCAUCUUAUACUCUCUGAGAAACCACAGUGCAGAAGGAAGGCGGAAGGCCCUUUCCACGUGCACCUCCCACUUCAUUGUGGUUGUCAUAUUUUUUGGUCCCUGUAUAUUUAUAUACACACGUCCACCAACCACAUUUCCAAUAGACAAGAUGGUGGCUGUGUUUUACACAAUUGGUACCCCUUUACUUAAUCCUCUGAUCUAUACUCUGAGGAAUGCAGAAGUGAAAAAUGCUAUGAUAAGGUUAUGGUGUCGUAAAGUGUGA
This is a messenger RNA of Nannospalax galili (Upper Galilee mountains blind mole rat), 1140 nucleotides long. RefSeq names its product olfactory receptor 4C11-like. Lineage: Eukaryota; Metazoa; Chordata; Mammalia; Rodentia; Spalacidae. Gene Ontology annotation, cellular component: membrane. Gene Ontology annotation, molecular function: G protein-coupled receptor activity; olfactory receptor activity. The coding region runs from base 1 to 1140 and encodes 379 amino acids. The record is from RefSeq and is a predicted model, not a curated record. Gene Ontology annotation, biological process: G protein-coupled receptor signaling pathway. The transcript has 3 exons.